Quercus lobata is the source of this 1360-nucleotide messenger RNA. Its product is annotated as ribonuclease 3-like protein 2. NCBI's taxonomy places the organism in Eukaryota, Viridiplantae, Streptophyta, Magnoliopsida, Fagales, Fagaceae. Gene Ontology annotation, biological process: siRNA processing. Gene Ontology annotation, cellular component: nucleus; cytoplasm. The transcript has 5 exons. Gene Ontology annotation, molecular function: RNA binding; ribonuclease III activity. The record is from RefSeq and is a predicted model, not a curated record. The coding region runs from base 87 to 1274 and encodes 395 amino acids.
UAAUAAUAAAAUUAAGCAUCAAAACCUUCUUUACUCCCACGAAUUAAUUAGCAAGUUGGUCAAUUAGGAAUUCUGUAUAAGGAAUCAUGGAUUCUCUUUUGUCCAAGGAGGAAGAGGAGUCAUCUCCUUGGAGUCCGGUGCUUAGUUUCUGUUUCUGGUUUGGCUUUGCUUUUUUCGUGAUAAAGUCAUGCAUUUGCAAAAGAAAAAAACCACACCAGGAAGCAAAACCCAACAUGGCAUCAUCCACAAUAAGAGAGGUGGAAAAAAUACUCUCCUACAGGUUCAAGAACAAGGCGCUUCUAGAAGAGGCACUCACACACCCCUCCUACUACAACAACAACAACAACAACGGCGAGUCGUCUAGGUCGUACCAGCGGCUCGAGUUCGUAGGUGACACGGUGCUGGGACUGGCCCUGAGCGAAUACUUGUACCUGGAAUACCCUAGCCUAGACCCAGGACAGCUCUCGCCCCUACACCACGCCAACAUCAGCAACGAGAAACUCGCGAGGGUCGCCGUCCGCCACCAUCUAUACAGCUACAUCAGGCACAACAUUAGGGACUUCCGGAGUAAGGUUCAAAAGUUUGCUGAUGCAGUCAAUCAGGAAGACGAUAUGGUUUUAUACGGGUCAAUUAAAGCCCCAAAGAUUCUUGCUGACAUUGUAGAGUCUUUAGCAGCAGCUAUAUAUGUUGAUCUCGAAUUGGACCUGCAAAAAUUAUGGGUGAUCUUUAUGGAUCUCCUGAAACCUAUUGUCACACCCGAAGUCUUGCAACAACAACCCCAUCCUGUUACAACAUUGUAUGACCAGUGUCAAAAGCAGGGGAGGGAAGUUGACAUUAAGAACACGAGCAUUGGGGCAAAGAAUAUUGCUAGUGUAUAUGUCGAUGGUGCAUUUUUUGCCUCAGAUUCAUCUGAUGAUAUGGACACUGCAAGGCGUAAUGCAGCAGAGCUAGCUUUGCGCAAAUUAUCGAAAUCUAUGCCCACUAACCUUAGGAGGUUAGAUUUUUCUUUUGGGCUCAACAAGUCAUUUGAGAUUGAAGGAGCAAAGCAAAAGUUACACGAGGUUUGUCAGAAGAAAAGGUGGACUAUGCCUCGUUACAGCAUUGAGAAGGAAGACGGUCCAUCAAACGACAAGAAAUAUGUAUGCUCUGUUCAAAUAGCAACUGAAGAUGGUGGUUUGUUUAUGGCAGGAGAAGAAAAGUCAAGAGUAAAGGAAGCAGAAAAUUCUGCGGCUUCAUGUCUUAUCCGUGCCUUAUUAGACUCUAAUAUAAUAUAAUAUGAUUUUUUUUUGAGGAAAAAAUAUAAUAUAUAUAAUAAUGUAUUAAAGUAUGGGAGCUGCGUCAUAAACUUCUUUUGUUGUUU